Molecule: messenger RNA, 1547 nt
Organism: Chenopodium quinoa (quinoa)
Lineage: Eukaryota; Viridiplantae; Streptophyta; Magnoliopsida; Caryophyllales; Amaranthaceae
Product: ethylene-responsive transcription factor RAP2-4-like
Exons: 1
Biological process (GO): regulation of DNA-templated transcription
Molecular function (GO): DNA binding; DNA-binding transcription factor activity
Source: RefSeq, a predicted model, not a curated record
UUUUUAUUUUACUUUAUCUUAUCUUGUUUAAAUCUCCAAAAAAAAAAAAAAAAAAAAAACAAAAAAAAAUUCUCAUUUUGCAGGUUAAAAAUAGCAGCAACAGCAAUGGAUAUGAUGUUUAGUAAUAGUAAUGCACAAAUUAGUUCAGACCCAUUUGGGAAUGAACUAAUGGAAGCACUCUCACCUUUCAUGAAAUCGACAACUCUUCCACCUUCUUCCGCCUCAACCACCUCAUGUUAUUCUUUUCCGGCGCCGGCUUCGGCGUCUUCAUUUUGUCUAGCCUCACCUUCUUCUUACAGUCUAGAUCCCACCACCACCACCACCUCUUUGUUUCAGGAUGGUUGCUAUUCAGAGCAGGCUCCCUUUUAUGGGCUAACCCAUCCAGAUCCAUCAACUACUUAUGGGCUAACCCAUUUCUCCCAGGCCCAAUUUAGUUACCCACAAGCCCAACCCCAACAAAUGAGCUAUUCAUUUCCACCACCACUUCCUUCUUACCAAUCCAGUAAUAUCAAUAAUUUUCUGUCUCCUAAACCCGUUACCAUGAAAUCUAACGGGCUUGCCUCGAAGCCGACUAAGCUUUACCGGGGCGUGAGGCAGCGUCACUGGGGUAAAUGGGUCGCUGAGAUCCGUUUGCCUAAGAACCGGACCCGGCUUUGGUUGGGUACCUUUGAUACGGCUGAAGAAGCCGCCUUGGCUUACGACAAGGCGGCUUAUAAGCUAAGAGGGGACUUUGCUAGGCUCAAUUUUCCUAACCUCCGCCAUGAAGGGUCCCACAUCGGUGGCGAAUUCGGCGAGUACAAACCCCUUCACUCCUCUGUUAACGCUAAACUUGAGGCUAUUUGUGAGAGUUUAGCUAAACAGGGGAAUGAGAAACAGGGGAAAUCUGGAAAGUCGAAGAAGAAAGAUAAAGAUGUUACUGUUACUUCAUGCUCUUCAUCAUCGUCGAGCUGCUGUACCACAGUCGCGGCAGCAUCGCAACAGCAUCAGCAGCAAACUUCACAGCAAUCGAUGUUGCAACACGGUGAUGUUAAAGCCGAGAGCACCUCCGAUAGCGAGGUGGGUUCCGGUGGAUCAUCACCGUUGUCGGAUUUGACAUUCGGAGAUAAUGAAGACAUGGGAUCGGAAAACUUCUUGUUGGCGUCUUACCCAUCUAAUGAGAUCGAUUGGGAUGCUAUAUUAUCAUCAUCAUCUUAAGAAUGAAUUAAAUUUGUCCAAGUAUGGGUUAUUAUUAAGUUAGGAGUUAAAAUGUGUCAUCAUAAAAGUCAUGUAAUGUUUGUGUAAAUUUUUUUCUUUUUAUUUUAAAUUAAAUUAGUAGCUUGUUAGUGGGUAGUUUCAGGGGAGGAGUGAUCUCUACAAUGAAGUUUUUGGAAAUUGUAGGGACUCCAAUCUUCUUUGAUGAGGCAAGUGUUUUUUUGAUCUUGCCUUUGAUCAAAUGAAGGGUAGUUUUUUUCUUAUUGUUUUUUUUUUUUUUAUGUUUAUAGUAGAAAAUUAGGAUUGUACUUUGAUGAUCAUUUUUAGUGAAGCAUUAUUAUUAUUUUUAUUAUAAA